This is a messenger RNA of Anopheles maculipalpis, 1312 nucleotides long. RefSeq names its product drebrin-like protein B (gene Abp1). Gene Ontology annotation, molecular function: actin filament binding. NCBI's taxonomy places the organism in Eukaryota, Metazoa, Arthropoda, Insecta, Diptera, Culicidae. Gene Ontology annotation, biological process: positive regulation of axon extension; postsynaptic actin cytoskeleton organization; regulation of actin filament polymerization. The transcript has 4 exons. Gene Ontology annotation, cellular component: cortical actin cytoskeleton; lamellipodium; postsynaptic membrane. The record is from RefSeq and is a predicted model, not a curated record. The coding region runs from base 22 to 1296 and encodes 424 amino acids.
GUUGCUGACUAGCGCAACACGAUGUCGGUUGAUCUGCAGAAGCACCGGGACGCUAUCGUCGGUGCGUGGAAAUCGGUUUGCGACCGAAAAACGGCCACCAACUGGGCACUGUUCGGGUACGAGGGACAGACGAACGUGCUGAAGCUGCAGGAAACGGGCGAGGAUGGAAUUUCGGAACUGGCUGCCGAGCUUAACUCGGGCAAAAUUCAGUACGCUUUCCUGCGGGUGGACAACAGUGAAACGGGCAUUGCAAAGUUUGUCUUCAUAAACUGGCAGGGCGAAGGCGCACCGAUCGCUAGGAAGGGAACAUGUGCGAAACAUGUGCGCGAUGUCACGGGCCUGCUACACGGUGCUCAUAUUACGGUGCACGCGACCAACGAGGACGACGUCGAGGAGGCACGCAUACUGGAGAAACUGCAGAAGGUGGUGGUGAACGAUUUCAAAGUGAAGGAUUACUCACAAGCGAUUGAUUCACCAAAACCAGUCGGUACGAACUACAGUCGAGUCAAUCCGACGAAGGAAAUCAAUCCGGCUGAGCGGGAUGAGUUUUGGCGUAAGGAAGAGGAGGAGGAGAAGCAUCGGUUGCAGGCGGAGUAUGAGCGUAAGCUCAAUGAAACAGUAUUGUUGGAACAGGAACGACGUCGACGAGAAGAGCGCGAAUUCGAGAAGCGCGAGAGCGCAACGGGUGGUACAGCGGGUGGUGCCCUGUCGCCUUCUCCCGUUUCGCCCGACCGUAGCUACGCCCGGCAAGCGUCCGAUCAGAGCAAAACGGAACGCGAACGAGAAAUCAAGCAGGUGGUUGAAGCGAGCGGAAAGGUUAGCAGUGCCAAAGCACGUUUCCUGAACAGUACAGCUCAGCUCAGUCCGACGCACAUCCAGGCGGAGGUGGCCCAGGAGCUAACGGAACCACCGUUCUCACCGACGGCAUCCUUCGAAGAACGCAGUAUUAUCAACGAGCUCAAGGCGGAGCUAGAAAGUGAGCGUCAAAAUGGCACCGACACGCCACCGGCCAUAGUGGGCACGGUGGAAGAACCGAUCGUAUCACCGGAAGUGCCAGCGGAAGGGGCCGUUACGCAGUAUUUCGAUCCGAACGCAACGAUCGAUCUGUCCGACGAGGAUAACAUGAUUCGGGCGCGAGCAUUGUACGAUUAUCAGGCAGCUGACGACUCCGAGAUUAGCUUCGAUCCGGACGACAUUAUUACGCACAUCGAUCAGAUCGAUGAGGGUUGGUGGCAGGGGCUGGCACCGGACGGUACCUAUGGGCUCUUUCCGGCCAACUAUGUGGAGCUCAUUUAAAGCAUUUGAGACAUUU